CGUGUGUGCGAAGGGCUUAGAGAAAGUAACCCGAGUCGGCCUUUUCGGGCGGAACCACCCCCUCCUACGAGUUUCACUGGGUCCUCGGCCCCGCCCCUCUUUUAUUCGGAGAGCGGCGCCGAGAGCUGAAACUUUGUAAUCCGAGCGCGCUCGCCCGCGCUCCUCCCAGCCCGAGUCCAGCCCCGAAGGGAGGCGCAGGAGGUGGGACCUGCGGCCGGGAAGGCUCGGGGACGCGGGCGCCAGCAGAGCGGAGACCGCGGGAGAGCACGCCGCGGAGAGAAGGAGCUGGAGGGGGAGCGGAGCCCGCGGCGGACGAGCCGGAGGAAGUGGCCCGGACCAUCCGCGCAGUCGAGAGGCGGGGAGCAGCUGGGCCCAAAGGGUCCCGUGCCGAGCCGAGGCCAGGGGCCCUGGGGUCACGGUCCCGCGUCCCCGCAGCUGCCGUCGCCCAGGAGCUGCAGCUGUGCCCGGGCUCCCGGCGGCGACGGGGAGGAGGAGGAGCUGCAGCUGGACGGUGGCAGCUGGAGGAGGAGCCGCGCGACUGUCCCGUGUGCCCGGGAGGGGGCCGCGCUGUCCUGGCUUAGCCGCUCUGGGAUGACCCGCUGACCGCGGCCAUGCAGCCUUGACGGGGCGCUCGGGCGCACGGGGACCAGCCGCGGGGCGCGCCCUCUCGGGAAGGACAGCGGGCCCGGGUAGUAAGACUUGAACCGCCGACUCUCGCCCAGCUGGGAGCAAAGCCGUGCACCAUGGAGCCCGUGACCAAGUGGAGCCCCAAGCAAGUGGUGGACUGGACUAGAGGGUUAGAUGAUUGCCUGCAGCAGUAUGUCCCCAAGUUUGAACGGGAGAAGAUAAAUGGAGAGCAGCUGCUGCAGAUUUCCCAUCAGGAUCUUGAGGAGCUGGGGGUCACGCGCAUUGGACACCAAGAACUUGUGUUGGAGGCUGUCGACCUUCUCUGUGCACUGAAUUAUGGCCUGGAAACUGACAAUAUGAAGAACUUAGUUCUGAAACUGCGAGCAUCUUCUCACAACUUACAAAAUUACAUAAGUAGCCGGCGGAAAAGUCUGGCUUACGAUGGAAACACUUCCCACAAGCCCCCCAAUGAGUUCCUGACUUCUGUGGUGGAGCUAAUAGGUGCUGCUAAGGCCUUGUUGGCUUGGCUGGACCGAGCUCCAUUUACAGGGAUCACGGAUUUCUCAGUAACCAAGAACAAAAUCAUUCAGCUUUGCCUGGACCUUACCACGACCGUCCAGAAGGAUUGCCUUGUAGCAGAAAUGGAGGAUAAAGUUUUAACUGUAGUCAAGGUUUUAAAUGGCAUCUGUGACAAAACAAUACGAUCUACUGCGGAUCCUGUUAUGAGCCAGUGUGCAUGUCUGGAAGAGGUUCACUUGCCAAACGUUAAACCUGGGGAAGGCCUGGGCAUGUACAUCAAAUCAACCUAUGAUGGAUUGCAUGUGAUUACUGGAACCACAGAGAACUCUCCUGCAGACAGAUCUCAGAAGAUACACGCUGGUGAUGAAGUCAUUCAGGUUAAUCAGCAGACUGUGGUGGGAUGGCAGCUAAAAAAUCUGGUGAGAAAAUUGAGAGAGAAUCCUACAGGAGUCGUAUUACUGCUAAAGAAGCGCCCCACGGGUUCUUUCAACUUUACCCCCGCUCCCCUGAAAAACCUCCGGUGGAGACCGCCCCUCGUGCAGGCCUCACCUCCACCCACGACAACCCAGUCCCCUGAAAGCACUAUGGAUACCUCGCUGAAGAAGGAGAAGCCAGCCAUCCUGGAUCUUUAUAUCCCUCCUCCGCCGGCCGUUCCCUACUCUCCCCGGGAUGAAAACGGGAGUUUUCUUUAUGGAGGCUUCAGUAAGUGUAAACAGCCAUUGCCUGGUCCCAAGGGUUCCGAGUCGCCAAAUUCCUUCCUGGACCAGGAGAGCCGAAGACGGAGAUUUACCAUUGCCGACUCUGAUCAGUUGCCUGGGUAUUCAGUGGAAACCAAUAUUCUGCCCACAAAAAUGAGAGAGAAAACUCCAUCUCAUGGCAAGCCCCGACCUUUGUCCAUGCCUGCGGAUGGGAGCUGGAUGGGGAUCGUGGACCCUUUUGCCAGACCUCGAGGUCAUGGGAGGAAGGGUGAGGACGCCCUGUGCCGGUAUUUCAGUAACGAGCGGAUCCCCCCCAUCCUCGAAGAGCGCUCCUCGUCCGCAUACCGCUUCUCCAGGCCCCCAGCGGAGAGGCAGCUGGUCCGCGGUGCGGACUACGUCCGGGGGAGCAGGGGCUACCUCGGUUCGGAUCUCCACAGCAGCGCCACGAUCCCAUUCCAGGAGGAAGGGCCCAGAAAGAAGCCGGUGUCCUCGGCGGCCAAGGCCUCCUCCACGGAGCCGUCCCUGUUGGUCAGCUGGUUUACGCGCCUGAAACUCUUGACUCACUGAGCUCCGUCCUCCUCGGACUCGUCCCUGCCUCCUGCUCCCAAGUGCCUUGCUUUUUCCCUUGGCAACCUGUUGCGGUUUCCAUCCACAGUAUUACGUCGUGACCUUAUGCGAUUUCAUUGUUUGUUUCUUUUGGAAGUUGUAUACUGCCCUUCUCGGAAUUUGGAAGUGAUUGGAUGGAGACAGAUCACGGAGGAUCUUAGGUGUUGCCUUGUGGAGGCCGAAGGAGAGAAAUGAGUCGAGACUGUUCUUCUUGCUUCCUUAGGGCGGGAACACAAAGGCACACAGUGUACGCUGGGGCCUGCGCCGGGAAUGUUUUGGUUGUUACGAGGAACUGGGCCAUGGUUGUGUUGGGGACGGGGCUGAAGUUGGUGGCCCUUGUCACGGAGGCCUUGGUUUGUGGUCCAUCUUCUUCACCUGAGAAAGCCAGUGGAGAAAACAUUUUUGUUUUAAUUUUUCAAGCUACAUACCGUGUUUGUAAGUGUAGCAGCUUUGACUUUGAAAUAACAUGUGGCGUGCAUUUCAUGCUGUUUCAAAGAAGUGGUUUCAGUAAGUGUAGGCCUGUUGCCCUCGGUUAUUCCCUUUUCGUAACAAUCUCAGUAUGUGGGUCAGUUACCACAGAAACACAUGAACACAUUUAGGUAGGGAUGACUACACACAAAGAAGUUUAUGGUUAUUCGUGAGGGGUGUCGUUGUUGUUAUAUAUUAUUGUCUUUAAGGGAAAAGAAGCUAUAAGAUGUGCUGACAGCCAAAGGAUCAUUUCAGAAAAAUGAAGCGACAAUAUUUAGGUUUAUGAGAGAUACAGCAGUUUGCAUUUUGACUGUGUAAAGUCUUUCUUCCAGGAAAAAAAAAACAAAAAACACAGGCAGUUCUUCAAAACUGUACAUAUUUUGCUAAAUAGAAAUCUCUUGGAAAGUCUCAUGGUCACUAAUUUUCAACUAGCAUCAGGUAUUUUGGAAAAGUGUGUCAGGAUAUUAACUCUUGUUUAAACUGAAUGUAUGAUAUUUUGUUAGAACACAAAAGUCCUAUCUUGUUAAUUUAAGUGUUUUAAAUAUAGUUGUAUAUUUUUCUUACUCUUA
This is a messenger RNA of Lontra canadensis (Northern American river otter), 3487 nucleotides long. It is a transcript of the gene CNKSR3, whose product is annotated as CNKSR family member 3. Gene Ontology annotation, molecular function: protein binding. The transcript is spliced from 13 exons. Gene Ontology annotation, biological process: regulation of signal transduction. Bases 744 to 2411 code for a protein of 555 amino acids. NCBI's taxonomy places the organism in Eukaryota, Metazoa, Chordata, Mammalia, Carnivora, Mustelidae. Gene Ontology annotation, cellular component: membrane; cytoplasm. The record is from RefSeq and is a predicted model, not a curated record.